AACAUGGCAACCCUGGAAGAAAGCUUCCCCCGAGGGGGUACAAAAAAGGCCCACAAAUCAGAGAAAACCUUCCAGCAGUCAGUUGAACAAGACAACUUAUUUGAUAUGAAUACUGAAGAAGAGUCCACCAAAAGGAAAAAGAGCCAAAAAGGACCCAUAAAAACGAAAAAGCUGAAAAUCGAGAAGAAAGAAAGCAUCAAACCUGUAAAAGAGAAGUUUGAAAUCCUUCGAGUUGAGGCUCUAUGUGAGGGGAUGCGGAUUCUGGGUUGUGUGAAAGAGGUUCAUGACCUGGAACUGGUGAUUAGUCUCCCUAACGGCCUUCAGGGGUUCGUGCAAGUGACUGAAAUCUGUGAUGCCUACACUAAGAAGCUGAAUGAGCAGGUGGCACAAGAAGAACCCCUGACGGACCUGGUCCACUUGCCAGAGCUUUUCUCGCCUGGGAUGCUGGUGAGGUGUGUAGUGAGCUGUGUGGGCAUCACAAAGAAGGGCAAAAAGAGUGUCAAGCUGUCUCUCAACCCUCGGAAUGUCAACGGAGUGCUGAGUGCUGAGGCCCUGAAGCCUGGCAUGCUACUCACAGGCACGGUGUCCAGUCAGGAAGACCACGGCUACCUAGUGGACAUCGGUAUUAGUGGGAGCAGAGCUUUUCUGCCCCUGCAGAAAGCCCAUGAAGACACUCGACAGAAGAGCAAAGGUGCUAAACUGAAGGUGGGUCAGUACCUGAACUGUGUCAUUGAAGAUGUAAAAAGCAACGGAGGAGUUGUUCGUCUGUCUAUUUGUCAUUCAGAGGUUUCUGCCGCCAUUGCUACUGAGGAGCAAAAUUGGACCCUUCAUAACUUAUUACCAGGGCUGGUGGUUAAAGCCCAAGUGCAGAAGGUGACUCCAUUUGGCCUUACAGUAAACUUCCUCUCAUUCUUCUCGGGUCUAGUUGACUUUAUGCACCUGGAACCCAAGAAAACUGGAUCGUAUUUCUCAAACCAAGCAGUAAAGGCCUGCAUCCUCUUCGUCCAUCCUCAGAGCAGAGUUGUACGACUGAGCCUGCACCCUGUCUUCCUGCAACCUGGGCGCCCACUCACCCGGCUCUCCUGUCAGCAUCAUGGAGCUGUGCUGGAUGAUGUUCCUGUCCAUGGCUUUUUCAGCAAGUCUGGGGCCACGUUCAAGCUGAAGGAUGGGGCGCUGGCCUAUGCCCGGUUCAGCCAUCUCUCUGAUUCUAAAAACGUCCUCAAGCCUGAAAUCUUUAAGCCUGGGAGCACUCACAAGUGUCGAGUUAUCGAUUACAGCCCAAUGGAUGAACUCACAUUUCUCUCUUUGCGAACAUCCAUCAUUCAAGCUCCGUACCUUAGCUAUUAUGACAUCAAACCAGGGUCAGUGAUAAAGGGCAAAGUGCUGACCUUAAAGCCAUAUGGAAUGCUGGUGAAGGUGGGCGAGCAAAUCAGGGGCCUGGUACCUUCCAUGCAUCUGGCUGACGUCCUGAUUAAAAAUCCAGAGAAGAAGUACCACAUUGGGGAUGAAGUCAAGUGCCGGGUUUUGGUUUGCGACCCUCAAGCCAAGAAAUUGAUGAUGACCCUGAAGAAAACCCUGGUGGAGUCCAGACAGCCUGCCAUUACCAGCUAUACUGAUGCCAAGCCCGGUCUGCAGACACAUGGCUUCAUCCUCAGAGUCAAGGACUGUGGCUGUAUUGUCAAGUUCUAUAAUGAUGUGCAGGGACUGGUACCCAAGCAUGAGCUGAGUGCCGAGUAUAUCUCUGCCCCAGAGACAGUCUUUUACCCUGGCCAGGUGGUGAAGGUCACUGUGCUGAACUGUGAGCCAGUCAACGAGAGGAUGCUCUUAUCCUUCAAGUUGGUGAGUGAUCCAGAAGCAAAGAAAGAACAUGAGGAAGGGAGUCAGAAGAAAAGAAGAGCCGUGCAUGUUGGGCAGUUGGUGGAUGUGAAGGUUGUAGAGAAGACCAAAGAUGGGCUGGAGGUGACUGUGCUACCCCACAACAUCCCUGCUCUCCUCCCCACACCUCACCUGUCAGACCAUGUUGCCAAUGGCCCAUUGCUGUAUCAUUGGCUCCAGACCGGUGACACCCUCCACAGGGUCCUAUGUCUGCGGAGUGAGGGCCGUGUUCUCCUUUGCAGGAAGCCAGCCUUGGUUUCGACAGUAGAAGGUGGCCAGGAUCCCAAGACCUUCUCAGAAAUCCAUCCUGGCAUGCUGCUUAUGGGGUUUGUGAAGAGCAUCAAGGACUAUGGUGUGUUUGUCCAGUUCCCCUCAGGUCUCAGUGGACUGGCCCCGAAAGCUGUCAUGAGUGACAAAUUUGUGACCUCCACGAGUGACCACUUUGUUGAGGGGCAGACAGUAGUUGCCAAGGUGACGAACGUGGAUGAGGAGAAGCAGCGAAUGCUGCUGUCAUUGCGGCUGUCGGACUGCAGUCUGGGGGACGUGACUACUACCAGCCUCGUCCUCCUGAGCCAGUGUCUGGAGGAGCUGCAGGGUGUGCGCAGCCUCAUGAGCAGCCGAGACUCUGUGUUGAUCCAGACACUGGCUGAAAUGACCCCAGGAAUGGUCCUUGACCUUGAGGUGCAGGAGGUGUUGGGAGAUGGCUCUGUGGUGUUUAUUGGUGGCCCAGUGCCAGACCUGGUCCUGAGAGCUAGCAAAUAUCAUCGUGCAGGCCAAGAGGUGGAAUCUGGACAGAAAAAGAAGGCUGUAGUCUUACAUGUUGAUAUGUUAAAGUUGGAAGUACAUGUUUCUCUGUGCCAGGAUUUGGUGAACAGAAAACUUACCAAGUUGAAGAAAGGCAGCGAGCACCUGGCGACUGUGCAGCACUUGGAGGAGUCCUUUGCCAUUGCCUCCUUGGUAGAGACUGGGCACCUGGCAGUUUUCUCUCUGACCUCUCACCUCAAUGACACAUUCCACUUUGAUUCAGAGAAGUUACAGGUGGGACAGGGUGUCUCCCUAACCCUCAAGACGACACAACCCGGAGUGACUGGUCUGCUUCUGGCUGUCGAGGGGCCAGCUGCUAAGAGGACCAUGAGACAGACCCGGAAGGAAUCUGAGACAGUGGAUGAAGAUGAGGAAACGGAUCCAGCCCUGGUCGUUGGGGCUAUAAAGAAGCACACCCUAUCCAUUGGGGACCUGGUCACAGGAACGAUCAAAUCCAUUAAGGCCACUCAUGUGGUUGUGACCCUGGAAGAUGGUGUCAUUGGCUGUAUCCAUGCCUCCCACAUUCUGGAUGAUGUUCCAGAGGGCAUAUCUCCUACUAGCAAGCUGAAAGUUGGGAAGACCAUCACUGCCCGGGUGAUUGGCGGGCGAGAUGUGAAGACAUUCAAGUUUCUUCCAAUAAGUCACCCCAGAUUUAUCCGAACCAUCCCAGAGCUGAGUGUUCGACCAAGUGAGCUGGAGAAGGCUGCUCACACGGCUCUCAACGCACAUUCUGUUAGCCCCUCGGAGAAGGUUAGGCAGUUCAAAGCUGGCCAGACCGUGACUUGCUACUUGAAGAGGUACAACAUAAUUAAGAAGUGGCUUGAAGUGGAGAUUACUCCGGAUGUCCGAGGGAGAAUUCCCUUGCUGCUCACCUCUCUUAGCUUCAAGGUUCUGAAACACCCAGAUAAGAAGUUUCAGAUUGGCCAGGCCCUGAAGGCCACCGUGGUCGGACAGGAUUCCUCCAAAUCUUUCUUGUGUCUGUCACUCAUAGGUCCUCAUAAGCUUGAGAAAGGGGAUGUGGCCAUGGGCCGAGUAGCGAAGGUGACUCCCAACGAAGGGCUGACUGUCUCCUUCCCCUUCGGGAAGUUAGGAAGAGCCAGUGUGUUUCAUGUGAGCGACACUUACUCUGAGACGCCCCUGGAAGACUUUGCCCCCCAAAAGAUUGUCAGGUGUUGUGUCCUAUCCACUGCAGACCCUGUGUUGACUUUGUCCCUGAGAUUGUCCAGAACAAACCCAGAGACAAAAAGCAAAAUAGAAGAUCCUGAGAUUAACUCCAUUGAAGACAUUAAGGAGGGUCAGCUCCUGCGGGGCUACGUAAAGGCCUUAGAGCCACGUGGUGUGCUCAUCAGUCUUGGUCCCUCAGUGGUGGGUUUGGCCCGGUACUCGCGUGUCUCCCAGUACAGCCCGUCGGCGAAAGUCCUUUACAGCAGACACUUCCCUGAAGGGAGGCUACUCACAGCCAGGAUCCUAAGCCUGAACCGUAAGAAGAACCUGGUGGCACUGUCGUUGCUCCCCAGAGACACUGGGAAGCCAGACGUGCUUCCUGCCUCCAUAGAACUGCCACUUCUAGAGCAGGAGGAGAGGAAAACAGAGGCAGCGAAGGGAGGCCAAAAAGAGAAGGAGGAGAAGGUGAAGUGGGCCAGCAAGCAGAAGCGUGAGGCCCGGCAGCCACAAGUGAAGAAGCAGGGCAAGCGGGGGCGCCAGGAGUGCGGGAGCAAGCAGGAAAGCGUGAACAAGAAGCAAAAGAAAGCUGGUCCGUCAGAGGAGGACGACAGUGGUGUGGAAGUGUAUUACCGGGAAGGAGAAGAGGAGAUCGAAGAGAAGACCUUGCUGCCCCAGGAAAAGCCACCCAAGCCAGCAGAAGCGCCCCGACUGCAGCUGUCUUCAGGCUUCAUGUGGGAUGUGGGGUUAGACUCACUCACGCCGGCCCUGCCACCUCGAGAAGGGAGCUCAGACAGCGAGGAGGACCAGAAGCCACAUGAAGCCAUGAAGAAAAGUAAGAAGGAAAAGGUGCUGGAGAAGCGGAAGGCGGAGAAAGAGCUGUCCCGCAUUGAGGAGGCCCUGAUGGACCCUGGGCGGCAGCCGGAGUCAGCAGAUGACUUUGACCGGCUUGUGCUCAGCUCCCCCAACAGCUCCAUCCUGUGGCUGCAGUACAUGGCCUUCCACUUGCAGGCCACGGAGAUAGAGAAGGCUCGUGCUGUGGCCGAACGCGCUCUCAAGACAAUCUCCUUCAGAGAGGAGCAGGAGAAGCUGAACGUGUGGGUGGCACUGCUGAACCUAGAGAACAUGUUUGGCUCGCAGGAAUCACUGACCAAGGUCUUCGAGCGGGCGGUGCAGUACAACGAGCCUCUCAAGGUCUUUCUGCACCUGGCUGACAUCUACACCAAGUCCGAGAAGUUCCAGGAAGCUGGUGAACUUUACAACCAGAUGCUGAAGCGUUUCCGCCUGGAGAAAGCCGUCUGGAUUAAGUAUGGUUCCUUUCUUCUGCGGAGAGGCCAGGCCGGCACCAGUCACCGCGUGCUACAGCGAGCCCUCGAGUGCUUGCCUAAGAAGGAGCACAUGGAUGUGAUCACCAAGUUUGCCCAGCUUGAAUUCCAGCUGGGGGAUGCAGAGCGGGCCAAAGCCAUUUUCGAGAACACACUGAGCACCUAUCCAAAACGCACAGAUGUGUGGUCAGUGUACAUCGACAUGACCAUCAAAUACGGCAACCAGAAGGAAGUCCGGGACAUUUUUGAGCGGGUCAUUCACCUGAGCCUGGCCCCCAAGAGAAUGAAAUUCUUCUUCAAGCGCUACCUGGACUAUGAGAAACAGCACGGCACAGAGAGGGAUGUACAGGCAGUGAAGGCGAAGGCCCUGGAGUACGUGGAGGCCAAGAGCUCAGUGCUGGAGGACUAG
This is a messenger RNA of Chrysochloris asiatica (Cape golden mole), 5574 nucleotides long. It is a transcript of the gene PDCD11, whose product is annotated as programmed cell death 11. The transcript is spliced from 35 exons. Gene Ontology annotation, molecular function: protein binding; RNA binding. The record is from RefSeq and is a predicted model, not a curated record. NCBI's taxonomy places the organism in Eukaryota, Metazoa, Chordata, Mammalia, Afrosoricida, Chrysochloridae. The coding region runs from base 4 to 5574 and encodes 1856 amino acids. Gene Ontology annotation, biological process: rRNA processing. Gene Ontology annotation, cellular component: nucleolus; small-subunit processome; nucleus.